UUAUCUUAUGAUAACCACACCCAUAAGGCACUAGUAAAAAGACACAUUUCUUUAACUAAAAAAAUAAAAAGUUGUCUGAUGCCACUCCUGUUGAAUGUUUCUAAAGGAAAUUUCAGGGUAGCCGAGAGUGAAGUACCCAGACCAGAAGCUGACAGACAACACACAGUGCGCAGACCUGCCUUGCCCGGGAUGCUGUGACACAAAACAAAGUCAACAGGCAGAUUGAAAUCAGAAAACUGAAGAAAGCCAAGAUGUCCAGCUUGGAUUCCAAUGAUCUAGAGGAUCUCUUUGUAAAUUUCACCUUUAAUGACACAUAUUUUGAUUUCGAUCCAAGCACCUCUCCCUGCCUUGAAUUAGUUCUUGGCAUCAACAGUAAGGUUCUGGUGAGUCUCUACUCACUAGUGUUCAUCUUGAGUCUAGUAGGGAACACCAUUGUGGUGCUGGUGAUUAGACACAGGCAGCAGAGAAUAUCCUCUACUGAUGUGUACCUGGUAAACUUGGCUGUUGCUGACCUUAUUCUUGCCCUCACAGUGCUCUUCUGGGCAGUCUAUGGCAGCUCUGAAUGGAUUUUCAGUGACUCUGUGAGCCAGACACUGCAGCAGUUGAACUUCUACAGUGGAAUCCUGCUGUUAGUUUGUAUCCGUGUCGACACCAUUAACCUGACGAACUACAGAGUCGUAUGCGCAUUGGUCUGGCUGGUGGCAAUCUACCUUUCCCUGUCCGACCUGCUCUAUAAGAAGGUUUUCCCCUUGGCACUAGGUAACAUUCUUUAUUGUCCUGAGAAUGCAGGACAUGAAGACAUAGAGAUGUGGCAAGUCCCUGUCUGCUUCUUCAGGCCUGUGGUUCAUUUUUUUAUGCCGCUGGUCAUUUUAUUCUUUGACCUAUUUUUAAACAAUUGCUUCAGGAACCAAGCCCAAACACAACUACCCCAGGCUGAAAACAACCAGAAAAAACCUCUCAUCUUCGCACUGCUGCUGGUAUUCAUCAUCGCUUGGUGUCCAUACAACUUAGUCAUCUUGGUCGACACCUUAAUGAUGCUGCACAUUAUCAGUGAGACGUGCCGUGUUCGGGUUUACAUCAAUGCUGCCCUGUUGAUUGCAGAGAUCCUGUGCUUUCUACACUGCUGCAUCAACCCCAUUUUGUACCCCAUAAUGUGGAAGAAGUUCAGACGGGAUCUCCUUAGGAUUCUUAAGAAAACUGGGUUCAGAAGGGAACAUGUUUCUGAGAGCUUUUCGCUGGGAGACAUUUAGCCAUCUCGCUACUAAUGAAGGUGUGAGCAAGCUAUUCGCUUCUAAAAAAGUGGGCAUACUUAGAAACAACUGUGUAUUGCAGGUGGGCUGUUUCAUUUUUUGGCUGAUAUUUUCAGGUCAAGGAAACUCUCUUGGGACAGUGUGGAUCACCUGUGCUGCAGGAUUACAAGCAUGCAGUGUUGCAGUUCAACAGAUUGUACAAUCAGUCCUAACUGUAAAUUUGGCUUUCUAAGAACACCCCUUCACCUGGAUAACUUGCACUUUCCCUUUGAGGUACACUAUAUAUACUUUCAAAUGUGCCUCAAUGAUGCUACCUUGUUUAUUCUGAAUGCUCGAGAGGAUAAACCAAAUAUAGGGUUUCUUGAUAGGCUUUGCAAGGCCAAUACAAUUGGUAUGUAUGUCACAUUUUAUUUUCCAUAUAUCCAUAUACCAUUUAAACAAUUUUUAUGAAGACUAUUUGCUCCUAGCACUGUGCAUGCCCAGACUAUUUGCCCCUUGCACUGCGCAUGCCCAGACUAUUUGCCCCUAGCACUGUGCAUGCCCAGACUAUUUGCCCCUUGUGCUGCGCAUGCCCAUAUGUUUUUUUUCUUUGGAUAUGAAAGUACGUGUUUUGUAAACUAACAUUUUACUCUACAUGUAACUAAUUAGUUUUAUAUUAAAUACAGACAACUCCUGUUAACGAACAGUAAUGCACUACUACUGCAACUCCCUCCAGGCCAACCUUCCUACCUCUGCUCCCCGUCCACUCCAGCUCAUCCAAAACUCUGCUGCUCGCCUUGUCUUUUCCCUGCUCUGGCUCCCUAAUGCUGCUCACAUCCACUUCAAAACUCUUGUACUCGCCUAUCGCUGUCUUGACCUUUCUGCUCCCUCCUAUCUCCAGGCUAUCAUUUCUCCCUACACCCCCUCUCACCCCCUCCGCUCCUCCACCCUUUCCCCUCAAUGGUGGAGUAACCUACCCAUGGAUAUCAGGACUGCUCAGUCCCUGACCACCUUCUGGCAUUUCCUCAAGACAAACCUGUUCAGACAGCAUCUGUAAACCUCACAACUCUCGACUAUACUGGACUGUAUGGCACCGAAUUGUACCAGUACUUGCAUCAGCUUGUACUUGCACUGAACUGCUCCAUACCUUGCCGCAUUCAAAUACUGCUCCUAACUAUAAUUACUUACUGUAUCUUGUAUUUGAUUUGACUCCUAUAGGUAACCAUACUCACAUUUUUUGUAAUUGCUCUUAUUUGAAUUCAUUCUCAUCUAUUUAUCAUACUUACUAUGUACUGGACUUUAUUCAUAUAAGCAAAUAUAUACUAUAAGUUUUAACUGCUCUUAGUCAAACUCGCUUUUACUUAUAAUGUUCUGUAGAUGAUGAAGUUGCCUGAAGAUGCCUGGUAUAGUACUGUAUGUUAAUUGAUGUGUGUACAUGGUAGUGGUAAAAACAAGUGAUGAUUCUUUUGUGUAUGAACAGGAAAUAUUUUCAGUUUCUGUAUAAAGUUUUUAAUCUACUGAAGCCUGACUUCUUUUUUGCUCUAUAAUGUAUCUAGUUGUUUCUUUUACCUUAAUACUUUCAUAUUAAAAUAUAUAUAUUAAUAAACGCUGUUCCACAAAAAUGGAUUUAAAUCUAAAGUGAUUUUAAUACAAAGGAAAUGUGUCAAUGGUUGUAACAAAAUACAAAUUAUCAAAAGCAGGCAUUUUAUCUGUGGUGCAUGAUUUUUUCACCAUAAGUGUUCUUGCAUCACGUUUGUUGUGUGGUAGCCUUAAAAAUGUAAACCAGUCUGUUGAUGAUGAGCAUUAUACAUUUGGGCAGACGAGGAACCCAGAUUUAAAGGAACAGAAGCUUGUUUUGUGUUUUGUAAGUUAAUACACAUUUGUCUUGUCUAUCUGCUCAUUGGAAACCACCUCCAAUCCUUACAAAUGUAUUAAGUACUGUUACACUGGUUUACAUUAUGGUGUUUAGCAAUGUGAUGCAUUUUAGCAACUUUCUAAUUUUGUUGCAACUGAAAUAUUGAUAAAGAUAACAGCAAACCUGUAAAUGCAAAUAUGAAGAUCCUUGCAUGUAAACACAAACCUACAUGUCAUGUCAUGUUUGUUUUUAUUUAUUUUUUGUACCAUUUUUUAAUUCCUUAACUUAAAAAUUUCCCUGAUAGUAGAAAUACCUGACAGCCACGUAUGCCAAUAACUCAAUUCAGAUUACAUUCUACUGCCAAAAGAAACAACAGUACUGAUUCUAGAUUAACUCCAAGAAACUUGCAAAGGAAAACCCCACAUAAGAUUGCACCUGGUAAAAAGGCCACACUCUUGCAAUGUAUCUAUUUUCUUACUAGGUGGCAGCAAAGCAAAGGAUGCCUUUCAUUAAAUAUCUUGUAUGUUCACUGAGGAAACUGAUAGAAAAAGAGCAAUGCUAUUUCAACAAAAUAAUGGUUAGAUUCACCUUGAUUAUAAAUGUGAAAGUGCAGUUAUAGUGGUCUUCCUCUACAAUAUAAAAAAAUACAUUUAGUUAGUGUACAGAAAUGAAGCUUACACUGGCAUUACUGGAGAUGGAUAUAUUCAAUAUGUCUAUUGUUGGAAACCUCAGUGCUUCUUAUUCAGUACAGUGGCAUUUGUAAUUCAGGUUUAAAUGUAGCUUCAUUUAUGUUAAAUUAUUAAUUUAUUAUUUAAGU
Molecule: messenger RNA, 3901 nt
Organism: Acipenser ruthenus (sterlet)
Lineage: Eukaryota; Metazoa; Chordata; Actinopteri; Acipenseriformes; Acipenseridae
Product: C-X-C chemokine receptor type 1-like
Exons: 4
Coding region: 252-1250 (332 amino acids)
Biological process (GO): immune response; G protein-coupled receptor signaling pathway; neutrophil chemotaxis
Cellular component (GO): membrane
Molecular function (GO): C-X-C chemokine receptor activity
Source: RefSeq, a predicted model, not a curated record